AUGCCGAAGUACAACCCAGAUGAACUUCCUGGGAUUAGACAACUAAGGAUGGUCAUGGAUCCUAUGCAUGAGUACUUUCUAGUGAAGAUCACUAUGAAAUCAAAGAUGGAGGCCCUGGAGGUUAUAAGGCAGAAUUUAGACCCUGAAACGGAAAUGCCAAUUUUGAGGGGAUCUGUCUUGGGACAUUUGAUUUUGAUGUCCGAAAACAUGAUGUAUUUUGGAGUGUUGACACACUAUCUACUUUUGAGGCAGAUAGAAACAGAAAAGAAACAUGAGUUGUGGUUCUUGGUUAACAGAAAGCUAGCUCGGUUCGGGAUGAAGGAAUUUGCUUUAAUCACUGGAUUGAACUGCGAGGAAAUUCCAGAGCCGAACAUGGUGUUGAAAGCUUCGAAGAAAAUGGGAUUGUUGGAGCAUUUUAAGGCCCAAGUAGUACUUGUUGCUGAUUUAAAUAAAUUGCUCACAGAGAACAAGAUAAAAGGUAGCGAUAAAGUAAAGAUCGUUAUCGUUUACUUUUUAGCACAAGUAUUAAUAUCUGGGGAUGAGAAGAAGACCGUCCCACUGGAUUGGUUGUCGUAUGUCGACGAUUUAGAUUUUUUUAACAACUAUCCAUGGGGUAAGGUGUCUUUUGAAUGCACUCUACAGUCUUUGAGGAAUAACCUGAAAGAGAAAUUUUAG
Morus notabilis is the source of this 675-nucleotide messenger RNA. RefSeq lists its product as uncharacterized. The record is from RefSeq and is a predicted model, not a curated record. Lineage: Eukaryota; Viridiplantae; Streptophyta; Magnoliopsida; Rosales; Moraceae. The coding region runs from base 1 to 675 and encodes 224 amino acids. The transcript has a single exon.